Messenger RNA from Ceratotherium simum simum (southern white rhinoceros), 1125 nucleotides. The record is from RefSeq and is a predicted model, not a curated record. Lineage: Eukaryota; Metazoa; Chordata; Mammalia; Perissodactyla; Rhinocerotidae.
GGAGAGUGGAGCGGUGAGGGAGGUGGGAAUGGGCGGGAAGGAGGGGGCUGUGGCCCCUGGGGUCUGAGGUGGGGCCGGGUACCCCGCCCGGUCGCUGUUUGCUGAGAGUCAGGAAGGCGGAAAAGAAACACGCUCCCGACCGGUAUCAGAGCGCGAGGCCCAAGCCCAUCCCCCGCGCGUCUCCCGGGCUGCGGGGCGCGGGGGGCUGCCGGGUGCGCUUGGCUGCGGCGCUGCUAGUCGGAGACUUUAUUGCGAUGGGGCGAUAAGAGGGGCGGAGGCGGGGUCCGGGGGGCCGAGGCGGCAGCGCUUUAAUUAAAACGGAAAUUGCGGCCCCUGCCCGCGCUGGGGGCCGGAGGGUGCCAAGCAGCACCGCAGCUGGGAGCAUCGCUUCAGGACCCCCUCCAUCCCCCGCCACACCCGGGCUGCCCCCUCCUGCCAGGCCCUACCGGCCCGGCGCCGUCUUCUCCCUGUCACCCGCAGUCGCCUGGGGCGGGGAUCGGUGCCCUGGAGCGCAAAGCCUGACGCGUCCCCCCCCUCAUCCGCACCCCCCCACCUCCCACCGCCCAGUCCCUGGCGGCGAUGAGACAGAGCGGCGCCUCCCAGCCCCUGCUGAUCAACAUGUACCUGCCAGAUCCCGUCGGAGACGGUCUCUUCAAGGAAGGGAAGAGCCCGGGGUGGGGGCCGCUGAGCCCCGCGGUACAGAAAGGCAGCGGGCAGAUCCAGCUGUGGCAGUUCCUGCUGGAGCUGCUGGCGGACCGCGCGAACGCCGGCUGCAUCGCGUGGGAGGGCGGCCACGGCGAGUUCAAGCUCACGGACCCCGACGAGGUGGCGCGGCGCUGGGGCGAGCGCAAGAGCAAGCCCAACAUGAACUACGACAAGCUGAGCCGCGCGCUGCGCUACUACUACGACAAGAACAUCAUGAGCAAGGUGCACGGCAAGCGCUACGCCUACCGCUUCGACUUCCAGGGCCUGGCGCAGGCCUGCCAGCCGCCCCCCGCGCACGCGCACGCCGCCGCCACCGCCGCCGCCACCGCUGCGCUCUACCCCAGCCCGGCCUUGCAGCCCCCGCCCGGGCCCUUCGGCGCCGUGGCCGCCGCCUCGCACUUGGGGGGCCAUUACCACUAG